This is a messenger RNA of Solenopsis invicta (red fire ant), 1514 nucleotides long. RefSeq names its product tRNA pseudouridine synthase A. The record is from RefSeq and is a predicted model, not a curated record. Gene Ontology annotation, molecular function: pseudouridine synthase activity; RNA binding. The transcript is spliced from 6 exons. Lineage: Eukaryota; Metazoa; Arthropoda; Insecta; Hymenoptera; Formicidae. Gene Ontology annotation, biological process: tRNA pseudouridine synthesis. Bases 554 to 1513 code for a protein of 319 amino acids.
ACCAAAACAAAAAUAGACCUAUACGUGCCAUUGACUCUACUCCUUUUUCCCUAAAUUCCAUCAAAUUAAUUUAAUUUCUUAAUUUGUUUAUUUACUUAACUUUAUUUCACGUUUAUCGAAUUUAAGGAGGAAACUGAAGUUUAUCGAUAAAUGUGCUUUUAUAUCUUUCUGUAAAAUGAGAAACAUUGGAUUUUUUGGCGGAGAGCAGGGACAAGUGGAAAAGUGUAGAAGGUGUAACAAAACGAAGAAAAGUGCAUUUCUGCGACAUGCACGUGGCGGACGUGAGAUUGUAGGCCUGUCGCCGAUAUUUAAAUUUGUAUAAUUUGUAUGUGAAAUUAUUGACAACGGUUGAUUCGUCAAUAAGACGAUAAGAAAGAGGCUAUGAGAAAGCUGUUCUACGAGAAAUUGCAAUUCAGUUUAUUUUGAUUCACGUGCAUCGUUGCAAAGUGAGGUUACGGUCAUUAUCGAGCGAUUGCCGCUAAAGUUACACUUUUUGCUGUUAGUUCGCGAUAAGAUAUUGUUUCUCUUGCUUUUGUACGUAGAAAGGAGAAUUAUGGUACGAUAUUUGCUUAAGUUUUCGUACAUUGGUACGCACUACAGAGGUUUGCAGAGACAGAGUAGCGACAAUUUCGUACGGGACACCGACUCCAUCCAAGGCGCUAUAGAAACUGCUCUACUAACCGUCUCGCCAAAGAGCCUAAUUAGACCAGUCUUGACUCUCUCUAGCAGAACAGAUGCCGGAGUUCACGCUUUUGGCAACACCGCUCAUGUGGAACUUGAAAAUAAAUACAAUACAAUAUAUAACUCAUCAGAUGUAAAGAAAUACGUUAAUCGUUAUUUUGCCAAAUGUGGUCAUUUCAUUAGAUUACUGGAUUCGACACCCAUCACGAAUGAUUUUCACGCAAGACAUUCAUGUAAAUCUCGAACAUAUCUGUACAGAUUUAUGAUACCUAAAAUAUGCAAUGAACAACGGAUAUCCCUCCCAGAAACAAUACAUACUCAUCAUUUGAGGGCAUACGAUUUUGAUAUAGACAAAGCGAGACGUGGUAUACAAUUGUUUAUGGGAACAAAAGACUUUACUACAUUUAGCGCAAAAUCCAUAACAAGUCGCAAAAUUCAGUAUGUACGCGCUUUACAUGCUUUUACUUUGGAAGAGGCACAACCUUUGAUGCCUUUUGAUCCAUUGUCUAACAAUUUUACAUAUUGGCAUUUCACAUGCAAGGGAAAGUCUUUCUUAUACAAUCAGGUCAGACGAAUGAUCGGUGCCCUAAUCGCGUUAGGAUUGGGAAAAAUAACGGAGAAAGAUAUUACUGUAAUGUUACAAGUUCCUUCCCAUCAUAACUGGGAUCCUCGCGUUACACCUGUGCCACCGAAUGGUUUACAUUUAUUAAAUGUAGAAUAUGAUCCGGAUGAAUUAAGAAAUUGUACUAUAUUAGAAGAACAAGAAGAGGAACCACAAUCGGAGGAACGUACGCGGGAAUUACAGUGGGAAGGAGAAAAACAAGGAGUAUAGU